AUGCUAGAAAACGGAAAAAGAUUUCAUCAAAAACAAAUAAUAUCUGCUCACAAGAAUUUCCAGCCAGCAGAUAUAGAUUGGCCUAGCAGUGACUUGCCUAUCUCAGUAGAAAAAUCUGAAGCUGAAAAUAAAUCAAAUGGAUGCAUUAUAAAUAAAAAUGACCAAAUCCAAAUUUCAGAUACUAGCAAGAGGAAAUUACAGACAUCUACUCGUCAUAUUUAUUUAGAAACAAGAAGAAAUAAUGAUUCUACAGUUCCUUCAGAAAAAAAUGCUGAGCAACUUGGAUCUUCCUUGGGAGAGUGUGACAGUGUUGUCUCACUUGAAGAUUGUACUUGUGACACUAUUCCUAAUUCUUCAUAUAACUUAAAUAAAUCUAACAAUGAAGCAUAUGAGUUAAUUCAAAAAUUAAAGAGCAUUUCUGAUAGUGAUGAUGCCUCUGAUUGCAGCGUGGACAGUAGUGAAGAAGAGACACUCAUCCCUCUUGAAAAAAUACUAUUCGAGAGUGUCAGGCCAGCUGCAAAAAAGUCAGAAGAAGCUAUGAAUAAGGAUAAAAUAGCAAGCACAAUUUCUACAACACAUAAUGCUUCUCUUUCUAAACCUUUUAUUGAACGUGGUGCCUCAUACAUGAAUCAUUUGGAGCAUCUCCUGAAAGAGAAGGAAGAGUUGAUGAGGGUAGAUGAAUUAGAGAACCAGUUACAGCAAGUCAAAGGGAUAGUUGAAAUAAACUCUGAACCUGAAGAUCAAUCUACUGAUGGUGAAUUAUCUGCUGAACAUAGAGAAUUUAUAGAAAGAUACUCAUUCAGCCAGGAUGCUAUUCCCGACCACCACCCUGGAGAAAACAUAUUUCAAAUAGUGAAUGCUAGGAAAAUCUUCAGCCAGAAUAAUCUUGAUUUGAGAAACUUUGGUUUUCAUCCUCAAAAUCUGAUUGAAAAAUAUCUUCUUAGAUCUGGAAUAACACAGCAGCUUUUUGUAACUGUUGAAGGCUUACUUGCAUCUACUUACCAUAAUUCUCCUUGUCCUGUACCAAUUUUAAAAUGGAUGUUUCAGAUGAUGUCAAUUCACCCAGAUAGCACAGUUUCAAGAAAAAUUUUGGAUACAUUGAUGCUAUUAACAAUUAGAAAUUUUUCUGAUAAGAAUGACCAACAGAAGCCAUGGAUUCCAUCAUUAUUUGAUAUAACAACCGUGUUAAUCAAUAUGGGUAUUUCCUUCAGUGUGUUAUUUCCUUUGCAACAUUUUCAGCCUGGCUUUACUGAAAAUGAUAUUGUGUGUGAAAUGCAUGUAACUGUGAAUAAACAAUCAAAAAGAGAUAUCUGUAUAAACCCAACAGCUUUCUUUCUUCCAAUAGAGAGCAAUCUUUGCAAUAUAGCAAAGUUUCUGCGAUUGUGUAUAAAUGUGUGUCCAGAAAGUUACACAGACAGAGAAAUAUUUAUGUUGCUAUUGUUACUAUUUAAAAUAAGUUUGGAGACAGAACUGAAGCAAUUUCCACUAGUAGACUUGGAGUGCCUUAUUAUAAAAUUGCUUGAAAACGUCAGAAACUGGGAUACUGAGAUGUCCCAAUUAUCCUUGGCAAUAAGUUGUUUAUCCAACCAUCAUCAUAAUCUAUUGUGGCUUGUUCAGUUUGUCCCCAAUUGGACAACUCGUGGAAGACAAAUAAGACGACAUCUUAGCUUGGUAAUAAUCUCAAAGCUUCUUAAAAGCCAUGUGAAAAUACCCAGUAGCCAUGAUCAUCAGAUGUCACUACUGUGUAAGGAGCUAGUGAAGAUGAAACCCUCAAGUCUGUUAAAGAGUCUGUCAGAAACUUCAGGACAUCAUGAUGGUGUUACAGAGCCUUUUCUUUCUGAAUCUGAGCCGCAGGCCUAUUAUCUGACUUAUGUCCUUCUUCACUUGGUUAGGGAAGCUAGCAAUUCUGAGCGUACAAGUUCCAAUCAAAGAAAAUGGCUGUUGAGACUCUGUAGCACCCUUGAAAAACAUGUAAAGUGUGAUAUUAGGGAAGACGUCAGAUUGUUUUACAGAACUAUGGUAAAAGACUUAGUUGCUAGAACAUACAGCAAAUGGCAGCAGAUGAUACACAGUUCUCAGCUUACUCAGGGUCAGAUCCAUGACUUUUGGGUCCCAGAUACUUAAAAAAUAGAGACUGGAUGAUCAAAUGACCAAGAAAAUGAGUGGAAAGACUACACUAUUGUCUAAGAAGAGGCAUUCUUGUAAAGUGCACUUAACUUCCCCAAUUACUUAAUUGAGCAACUUUAGUAAACUGUACUUUUUAAAAGAUCCUUUUGACAUUGAGAAAGUUGCUUCUUUCUACAUAAUAACAAUAUCUUGUUUUUCUUAAGUCAAUCUAAAUUGGAUGAAUACAUUUUU
Protobothrops mucrosquamatus (brown spotted pit viper) is the source of this 2358-nucleotide messenger RNA. RefSeq names its product SMC5-SMC6 complex localization factor protein 2. Bases 1 to 2124 code for a protein of 707 amino acids. NCBI's taxonomy places the organism in Eukaryota, Metazoa, Chordata, Lepidosauria, Squamata, Viperidae. Gene Ontology annotation, cellular component: nucleus; site of double-strand break. The record is from RefSeq and is a predicted model, not a curated record. Gene Ontology annotation, biological process: protein localization to site of double-strand break; positive regulation of double-strand break repair; DNA damage response. The transcript is spliced from 17 exons.